Parastagonospora nodorum SN15 is the source of this 399-nucleotide messenger RNA. RefSeq lists its product as hypothetical. The record is from RefSeq and is a predicted model, not a curated record. The transcript is spliced from 2 exons. Bases 1 to 399 code for a protein of 132 amino acids. NCBI's taxonomy places the organism in Eukaryota, Fungi, Ascomycota, Dothideomycetes, Pleosporales, Phaeosphaeriaceae.
AUGACCAUUUCUUGGGAACCUUUUAGCCUUUUCCUUGUGUCCGAUUAUCUCCAAUGGUAUGAUUCACAACUUUUGAGUCAGAUGUUCGAUUAUUUUCUUAUUCAGUACGGCGCAGACGUGAGUUCCAAAAGUUUACGUGGUCAAGGGGCGCUUGAUCUGGUGUUGAGAUCAGGCCCGCGGUUCCCGAAUCGCUGGUGGUACGAGCGUGUAAGGCAACAACUACUAGCCAAGCUAGGCUUGCUACUAGAAGCAGGCUGCGACCCCAGGAUUAAGCUCCGUUUUUCAAAGACCGACGUCGAACCCAGGGAGUGGUGCUGGUGGAAGGCUCUGGAUACCGAGAAGAAGCGCAGGAGCUUGUUACCACCCCAAGAAACCCAGCAUCUUCCACCUCUCCCAUGA